AUGUCGCUAGCAAAAGCUCACAUCCGCAUCGCCCGUCCAACAAACGACCUCGAGCCGAUCAAGAAAUUCUACUGCGAAGGCCUGGGUCUGAAGGUCCUAUACGAGUUCUACGACCACGAGGGCUUUGAUGGCAUCAUGCUGGGGUCGUCCACUGCUCCUUAUCACUUCGAGUUCACAAGAAAGGCUGGACACGAUGCUGGCCGUGCUCCGAGUGAUGACAAUCUGACUGUCUUUUACCUUCCGGAUGAAGCGGAAUGGAAGGCCGCUGUUGACCGCAUGACCACUGCUGGGCAUGCAUCUGUGAAAGCUUUCAAUCCGUACUGGGACCGAUGCGGAAGGACAUUUGAGGAUGCUGAUGGAUAUCGAAUUGUGUUGUGCAAGAUGGACUGGAAGAAUCCCGACGUUUGA
This is a messenger RNA of Zasmidium cellare ATCC 36951, 408 nucleotides long. RefSeq lists its product as uncharacterized. The record is from RefSeq and is a predicted model, not a curated record. Bases 1 to 408 code for a protein of 135 amino acids. The transcript has a single exon. Lineage: Eukaryota; Fungi; Ascomycota; Dothideomycetes; Mycosphaerellales; Mycosphaerellaceae.